AUGGCCAACGGAAAUGUCACCUCCAGGCUCCUGGGCUCACGCUUGUCCACCCGGACGAGGGAGCGCUUGGGCUCGGAGGAGGUGGACCAAGAGGACACCAAGGGCUGGGGGGCCUUCAAAGACAAGGACCUUGAGGAAAGGUGGCGAGAGGAAGGACAACUGCUCAAUAUGAAGCUCGGCUGUCAACAACUCCUCUUGCUCAACAGCUUUUGGGCCUGCUUCUCGUGCAUCCAGCUGAUGAGCGGAUCGAAACGUUCCUGGGCUUUCCGGAUUGAUGUGGCCUUUCUCCUUGUGAUUUCCUCCGGUGUUGUGAUGUGCCUGCGGCGGCCCAUGGUGAAGCUCUACUAUUUGCUGAUUUCCACCUGGUUCAUUUUUGCCUUCCUCCACGGCAUCGGCCCCUGGAGCUACAGCUGCAAGGGCCUCAUUGGCGCGUGCGUGGCUUCAUGCCACAGGCAUCAGCGCUUGCUUUUGGCCACCUUCAACAUGGACUGCAGCUUGCAAGGGCAGACCUCGGUGCACAUUGUCAUGGCCACCCUGCUGCUCUCCUCCAGGUUGAUCCCUGCGCUGAGGAUGAUGUUCCUGAACUGGAUUCUCAUCCUCGCAUAUGUCCUUGCAUCCUAUUGGUACAACGUGGUGCACGCACCCUAUGUCUACAACAGCUUGGACUGUGUGAAUACAACGGCGAUCCUGUUCUUCGUGACGCUGGUGGCGGGGCGCCGGAAGUUCUUCAUGGAGAAGGGGCAACGCAGUCGGUUCUUCUAUGACCAACAGCAGAAGGCAGAGACCAAGAAGGUCUUUCACAUCCUCGAGUACAUGGUGCCUUUUCACGUGAUCUUGCCAAUGCUGGAAAAACCGGACGAGCCCAUUGCCAAGCAGAAGCCCGCGGCGUCAGUGCUUUUCGUGAUGAUCGAAGGCUUUGAUGAACAUGCGAGACACUUGGGACCUGAGAAGCUCAUGCAAUUUCUGAACGACAGGUUCACACUCAUGGACCACGUGUGUAGCCGGCAUUCGGUCACAAAAAUUGAGACCGUCGGAGAGGAGUAUGUGUGCGCUGUGGGCGUUGUUCCGGAAGACGAUCUCGAGGCGGGAGACUUCGAGGGGCGCAGCAAGGUCUUAGGUCGACUUCUGCAGGCCGCCGCUGAGAUCCUGGCCGCCUCCAAAAGGACUUCCCAGGGAUCGACCGUGACCUUCAAGAUGGGCAUGCACACCGGCCCGGUAGUGGCAGGCGUCAUCGGCCAGAAGCUCCCGCGCUUCCGGCUCUUCGGAGACACGGUGAAUACAGCAGCACGGAUGAUGCAGAAAGGAGACUGCUUCUCCUUUGCAAGAGAAGUGCUGGAAAGUGCCGCCAUGAGCCUUCUUUGGACGGUCAAAGAGUCCAAGAAAUCUCAUGUUCAGCGAAGACGGCACGAGCGGGAAGUCGAAGCCAAGCAAGCCGAGCAGUUUGUGGCAAACGUGGUCAGCGGCUUUGAGCCCCCGCCCUUUGAACUGCCAGCAGAGGAGCUGGAACAACGGUUUUGUGUGCCUGCAACAUGCCUAGGCUUAGUCAUUGGAAAGAAGGGCGAACAUUUGAAGUCUGUGGAGAAGAAGUUUAAGGUGUCCAUCAAGUUGGAGACAGACGACAAGAGCGGUGAAGGCCUGGUCAUCAUCUCCGGCGAAUCUUCGAAAUCUGUUUCCGCUGCGCGGAAAGAAUUGGACUUUGACUACAAAAGUGUUGAGGUCACAGCAGAAGAGGCCAGCUGGUUGAAAAGAAAGGCUAUGACCCUGAAGCUCAUUCGUGACAUGACUGGUGUGACAUUGCUUACUUUGAGAAGUGAAACGAACUCCACACCAGGUGACGCCACACCAGGUCACUCAUAUGUGGAAAUCAAGGGCCUUCGAAGUGAAGUGGAGGCUGCGGCACUGUGUUUGGAUGCCCACAUGAGCUACUACUCGGUCUUUGCAGAGAUGGAGCAGGUGGAGAAGGCUCUCGAUGAGCGCAUUGCGGCGGCCAAACUGCAGACUGCAGGACGACAGGUGGGCGUUCCCUCCCGCUCCCAGUCUCGGAGAAGAUCCAAGUCUCGAAGUGAAGGUCGCACCACCUCGGCGGCUCGCAGACUCGAGCCUCCGCGCGCGGGAUACGCGGCCGCCCCCGCGGGCGGUCGCACGCGUUCUGAGUCUCCGGGAGCCAAGGGUUCCAAGGGCGGCCGAAAGUCCAAAUCGGAGCUUGGACAGGCCGAGGGCGCGGAACUGGAGCCGGCAGUGGAGAGUGAAGGUGUGACGUUGGUUUGGCAGGAUGCCGAUGAGAUGAUCCAUCAAGCUGUGGGCUGGAGUGAAGACAUCUCCUUUGCGGAAUUGGUCCAAAGUCCAUUCAUAUUCAUGAGCAGCUACCUCUUUCAGGCCGACUUGGGAGAUCCAGUCUCAUGUGUCUUCGUGAAUGACUUUGGUUGCAUGGCUGGCACCAUGCUGGGCAAGGUCAUGUUCUACAACUUUAAGGAUGGUGAGGCAGAGAUCUUGGCGGCCUUCUCGGACGAGGGGGUGCGAGGGCUCUACUUGGAUCAAGAGAUGUGCUACAGUACCCUGAUGGAUCUUUGCAAAGGUUGGCAGUUGGAGCCGCCUCAUCAGCAGAACCUCUCCGUGAACUUCCGCACUUGGGCCGGGGCCCCCGAACUGUGA
Durusdinium trenchii is the source of this 2652-nucleotide messenger RNA. NCBI's taxonomy places the organism in Eukaryota, Dinophyceae, Suessiales, Symbiodiniaceae. The record is from the annotation of a GenBank genome assembly.